This is a messenger RNA of Coniosporium apollinis CBS 100218, 1257 nucleotides long. RefSeq lists its product as uncharacterized. Bases 1 to 1257 code for a protein of 418 amino acids. The record is from RefSeq and is a predicted model, not a curated record. Lineage: Eukaryota; Fungi; Ascomycota; Dothideomycetes. Gene Ontology annotation, molecular function: zinc ion binding; oxidoreductase activity. The transcript has 4 exons.
AUGGCGGACACAAUGUCGGAGACCAAAAUCCCAGCUCCCGUCUACACGACGAAGUACAAGCCUCACCCCACCGAGAAGAUGAAGGCGGCUCAGUGGACGGGCACGAAGUCAGUCACAGUCGGCGAGGUGGCCAGGCCUAUGAUUACCGCGCCAAAGGACGCCAUUGUGCACAUCACGCACUGCACAAUCUGCGGUUCUGACCUGCACAUGUACGGCGGUGAGAUGAACAUGGCAAUGGAGAAGGGCGACAUCUUGGGCCACGAGGCUAUCGGGUACGUUGAGGAAGUUGGCCCAGAGGUCAAGGGCUUCAAGGCAGGGGACCGCGUCAUCAUCCUACCCGUCAUCGCCUGCGGAGACUGCUUCUACUGCGAGCGACAGGAGUACUCGCUCUGCGACAAGACCAACCCGUCCAAGGAGAUGGAGAGCCUGUACGGCCACCGUCUAUCCGGCAUCUUCGGCUACUCGCAUCUCACCGGCGGCUACCCUGGCAACCAAGCCGAGUACUGCCGCGUGCCCAACGCCGACCUCGUGCUCGUGAAAUGCCCAGAAGACAUGCCCGCGAAGAAGGCGCUCGCUCUCGCCGACGUCACCGACACGGCCUGGCACGGCUGCGAGCUCGCCGAGGUGGGCGAAGGCGACGUCGUCGGCGUCUGGGGCUGCGGUCCCAUCGGCCUCUCGAUCCAGCGCCUGUCUUUGCUGCGCGGCGCCAAGAAGGUGUAUGCGGUGGACGUUGACACCAAGCGCCUCGCCAUGGCGGAGUCGUUCGGCAUGAUCCCCGUCGACGCCAACAAGCACAAGGCCGACGAGUACAUCCUGUCCGUUGAGCCGCACGGCCUCGACAAGGGGAUUGAGGCAAGCGGUUUCCGCAGCACGGACUCGGCUGCACACAAGAUCAUGAGGGCGACGGGCCUCGAGGGCGACAGUGCGGACACUGUCAGCGAGGUCAUCAAGGCGACGCGGAAGUGUGGUAAUGUAGCCUUGAUCGGGGACUUCUUCUUCCACACCAACAUGUUCCCGAUCGGAAUGCUCAUGGAGAAGACCAUCACCCUGCGCGGUGGACAGCUCAUGGCGCAGAAGUAUUACCCAUACCUCCUCAACUUGGUGAAAGAAGGCAAAUACGACCCCUCGUUCGUGUUCACUCAUGAGGAUGACUUCGAAAACAUCCCGAAGAUCUAUGACGAGCAGUUCCAUCACACAGUACCCGGAGGACUGAAGGCGGUUUUGCGGACUCCGUACGGCCGCUCACUGGGCCAAUAG